This is a messenger RNA of Lates calcarifer (barramundi perch), 1761 nucleotides long. RefSeq names its product growth arrest-specific 8 (gene gas8). The transcript has 11 exons. Lineage: Eukaryota; Metazoa; Chordata; Actinopteri; Centropomidae. Gene Ontology annotation, biological process: flagellated sperm motility. The record is from RefSeq and is a predicted model, not a curated record. Gene Ontology annotation, cellular component: Golgi apparatus; microtubule; motile cilium. The coding region runs from base 159 to 1574 and encodes 471 amino acids. Gene Ontology annotation, molecular function: microtubule binding; small GTPase binding.
CCGACGCCGACUUGUGUUGCCAUACCGACCUAUGUUUGGUUUUUGCGAGAAAUUCGAGGUUUGAGAUUCAAGUGGACGUCUCUGGGUGGUAGCUACUGCUAUAGCCUCUCUAAACGGUCGAAACAUUGUCUCUCCGUUUUAUUUGUGCUGAAUGUACCAUGCCUCCCAAAAACAAAGGCGCAGGUAAAAAGCCUGCAAAGGCAAGGACGCCCACACUGAUAGAUGGCCUCACCAAGGAGGAGAUGUCCAAGGAGCAGCUUGAGGAGUACAUUGUGCGCCUUCGAGAGGAGCUGGAUAGAGAGAGGGAAGAGAGAAACUACUUUCAGCUGGAGAGAGACAAGAUCCACACCUUCUGGGAGAUCACAGACAGACAGCUAGAGGAGCUCAAGGCUGAACAGAAAAACCUAGACAAGGACAUAGAGGAGGAUGAGAGGCGCCACCAAGUCGAGAUCAAGGUGUAUAAACAGAAGAUGAAGCACCUCCUGUGUGAACACCAGAACACAAUCUCUGAGCUGAAAGCAGAUGGUUUAGUUUCCACUGAGAAGGUGCAGAAAGAGCAAGAAAAGUUAGAGACUGAGCUUCAGAAGGACCUGAGGGCCAUCAUGGUGGACAUGCAGGAGCUCGACAAUGAAGACCUCGUCAAAGAACUUCAACUGAAAUAUGAUGAGGAAUUGACUAAAACAAGGGACAACUUAGAGAAGAAAGUCAUGGAAACUAAAGCCAAGUAUGAGGAAAAGAUGAUUUUGCUGCCACAAGAGCUGGACAACAUGAGGAAAAAUGAGAUCAGUGAGAGAGAAGAUAACUGGAACAGCCACAUCACUGGUCUUAUAGAAGACCACAACAAAACUUUCAGAGACGCUAAAGAGCAAGUCAGUGUCAUGCAACAGGAUCUGGAAGUGAGCAAGUCACUCAAGAAACAAAUUGAACAGACGAAGGUUAAACAGAAGCAGAAGGAAAGGGACCUGAUCCCUGUUUUGCAGGACAACAAACAUCUCACUGAGCUUCUCUUGAAAGUCCAAAGACAAAUUGCUGAAAAAGAGAAAAAAAUGAAAUGCUGUGCAAUGAAAAGGGAUACAUCUGAAAAGUUCAUAACAAAGGAGAUGAAUGAUCUGAAAUGCAAUUAUGAGGCACUGGGACAAAGAUUCAGCAAGCUUCAGCUGGAGAGGGAUGAGCUGUACAACACAUUCUCUCAAAAUAUUGAGAAGGUGGAGCAUAAAGCCAGUGUGAAGAGCAUGAUGCUGGAAAAAAAGCUGAGAGCCCUGACGGACAGCCUGGAGAAGACACAGGCUCAGCUCCACUCAGUGCUUUCUGCCUCUAACAUGGACCAAACUGCCCUCAGUGUGGUCACCAACAGAAUCGAGGAAAAUCUUGACUCCAGUUAUAAUUCCAUCAAGAACUUAGAGAACAAAAAAGCUCAGAUUUCCAAGGCGCGUAAGGAUUUGCUGCUGACUUACGAAGCAAAGCAAAGGACUCUUGGUGUCCCAGUGGAGGAGGUUUGUGCAAAGCCCUUUGAGAGCAGUCUUACUGGGAAAAGUCUGGGGCAGCACUUGGAUCUUGGCUUUACCCUAAAAUGAGAAGCAGUGAAUACACUGACAUUGAACUUAACCAUUUGCAGCAAAUCUCACUUUCUUUGCAUCCUAUUUAAUUAGAAUCUGACAUGUUUUCUCAUAUUUUACUUCAACAUAAAUGUUGAUGUUCAGCAACACAAAGAAAUAAACAUGGACUUUUUUUCUGUAUGUCGUAAUGAUGGCUUUGCAUCCU